CAGCACUGGAGAUAUUGGAAGGUGGUGUCUUUAGUAUUGAAGUGGGGUAGAGAUUGAAGUAGUGAAGGAAGCAGAUGGGUUCAGACAGAUAAUAACUAGGCACUCAGACACGGGCACUGGGGGGGAGCUAUGUGCUUCUGCAUAGUGUAAAGUUGACUUGCAUGGACUAUGAGGAGACAGAUGCCUCUGGAUAUCACAUUAGCCUCUUCUCACAUUGGUCCCUUCUUCCAUAGAGAGAUGCAUAUUCUACUGCGAGCACUACUGGAUACUAUGCUGUCAACCUAGAGACUGCUGUGGUGCUGAAAUGGCCAGCACCCAGCAAACCUGGCAUCUGAAUGACUCGUGGAGGAGCAAUGGAGGCACCGCAGCCCUACCAGGCAACUUUGCUUUCACCUGGACAGUGGUUUUGGCUGUCCUUAUGGGGAUCCUGAUAGUGAGCACAGUGCUGGGCAACGCACUAGUCAUGUUGGCAUUUGUUGUGGACUCCAGCCUUAGGACACAGAACAACUACUUCCUUCUCAACCUGGCCAUCUCUGACUUUUUAGUAGGAGCCCUGUGCAUCCCUCUGUAUGUGCCCUAUGUGUUGACUGGAAGAUGGAGCUUUGGCAGAAGUGUCUGCAAACUGUGGCUGGUUAGCUACAGGGCUCAGCAGAGUAACAGCAAGCAUGCAGUGUUGAAGAUGUCCAUGGUCUGGCUCUUGGCCUUCCUACUGUACGGACCAGCUAUCAUUACAUGGGAAUACAUUGCAGGGAAGACCAUCAUCCCCGAGGGAGAAUGUUUUGCUGAAUUCUUCUACAACUGGUACUUCCUAAUUACAGCUUCCACCAUCGAGUUCUUUACGCCUUUCAUAAGUGUGACUUUCUUUAAUGUCUGCAUUUACCUAAAUAUUCAGAAGAGGACAAGAGCCAGGCUGGACCUUAUGCAAGAGGCUCACAGCCAAACCACCACCGACAAUCAAAGGGUCAUGGUUGAACCCAUCAGGUCCAACUAUCUAAAAUGUUGGAAGUCAGCUCAAAAGGGGUCAAAAGCUCGGAACGCAGACAAGGCCACCUUCAAGGAAACAGAGGCAGAGAUCUUGGAAAGGGUAAAGGGUGCCAAAAGAGCCUCUCUGAAUGGUAGUUCAAUGACUGUACUUGGAAAAUCUAAAAGUAGCAGAAGAAGCUUUACAGAAUCUGGUUCUACUCCAUCUCUGGAAAAACGUAUGAGGAUGGUUUCUCAAGGAAUCGCUCAACGUUUCCGCUUAUCGAGAGACAAAAAAAUUGCUAAGUCUUUAGCUGUCAUUGUCUGUGUAUUUGGGCUAUGUUGGGCCCCUUACACCUUACUCAUGAUCAUAAGGGCAGCCUGCAGGGGGCACUGUAUACCACAAUAUUGGUAUGAAGCAUCUUUUUGGCUGCUAUGGGUAAAUUCAGCUGUGAACCCCAUUUUGUAUCCAUUGUGCCAUUACAGCUUUAAAAGAGCAUUCAAAAAAAUUUUGUGCCCCCAAAAGUUGAAAAUCAAACCAAGUAGCAAAUUACACCAUUGCUGGAAGUGCGUGAACUCAGGAUGACAGUAGGCCAGUUACUAUAAGGAGACAUACAUGAUGGAGAAUGAAAUGGGCACAGUUCUCAAAGGAAGUUGGUCUUAGAGGACUGUUUGAGGCUGACAAAUCUUAUGGAGGACAGUAACAAAGGAAGAGAUUAAAUCCUUUCAAGUUAAUGAGACCCUUUAAUGGGAAGCCAUUAAAUAUCUUAGCUGGCAUUGUUACUAUUCUUCGCUUCUUCAUGUAGUGUCACCUACUGUAUUCCUGAUAUAAGGAACUUACAGCUGGAGAUACCCUUACUUCCUACCUGAUGGAUAUAAUGCUUGUAUUUUAAUCUAUUGAUUAUUUCAUAACUGGUUCCUAAUAUAGUGCCAACAUAUUCUGCAUUGCUGUACAGAGAAUGAAUGUACUCACAUUGGUCCUUGUACACAUGGUGCUCACAAUGUGGACAUAGUGGCUAGUUCCAUAGGCACCUUCUAAUUAGGAGAGUAGGAGGAGACCAUUUUAAGUGCAGGAAACUCUUAGGAAGAACAUGCAAAAUCAUGCUAUAUGAGCCACCAUGCCCCUUAAGGACUAAGUACUAUGUUAUUGGCUCUAUAAGAAGUAGAGCCAAAUUUAAAGUAAUUCUCUGUCUUAUAAUUUUAUAACAUAACUUUAGAGGUUAGGCUCUGUUUUUCGGUUACAGAGCACCAAAUCUCUAAACAGUUUACCCCUGAUUUGGACCUUAAAGAGUACCUGUCACCAAAUAAAACUUUUAAAAUAGUGUUCCUUGCAUAAUUAGCAGACACUUUCCCAUUCACUUGCUUUUAAAAUUAACAUAAAUAUGUUUAAAAUGUACUAUAAAAAACAGCCACUAGGUGGCUCUGUUCUGUUCCCUGUCACAAUUAAUACAGUGAGUUUGGUCUCCUCCUGGCCUGGCAGGGGUCCAAACUCAGGAAGUGCUUCUUUGCACUGAGCUUGAUUGACAGCUGCACAGAAAGUGAAAGCUCCACAGAGUCUCACAGAAAGCUGCACAGACUGAAAGCUGCAGGAGAGCCUCACUGAUAGCAACACAGACUGAAACAUGCACAGAGCCUGAGAUCCUCUAUUCAUCACAGCACUGCAACCAUCUGAGGGCGGAAGUGGUCCCCCAGCAGGCUUCUGUGAUGUCAUGCCUGCUGGGAAACGCCCACUUUCUCCUGCUGGGAGAUUGCACUAUGUGAGCAAGAAGAAAGGUAUGCUUCACAGCUUUUUAAAGCUCUGAAAAACAUUUUAAGGGCUGGUGGGGUGUUAGGAGUAGUUAGGGAACAUAGCCUGAGUUAGUUUAGAACAGUUUAUUUGGUGACAGGUACUUUUUAAAAGGGUUGUCAGGUGAAAAACAACUUAUUCCCUUUCUACAGAAAAGCAGAUAAGAGUCUUAUUGCAGAAGGUCCAACUGCUGGGACCAUCUCCAUAACGAGACCCCGGCUGAAUGCCUGCUGCAGAUGAUGCCCACUCCAUUCAUUACUAUGGGAGUGCCGAAAACACCCGAGUACAGCACUCCGGUGGAUAGAGGAUAAGUUGUUUUUCACCAGACAACCCCUUUAAAGUGAACUUUUCCCAUAUGUUAUGCUGCUCUUGCUGAGGGAAGCAUAACAUAGGGAAAGACACACUGUUUUUAGUGGUCUGUUCUCGGAGCAUAGCAUGCUGUAGUUCACUGACCAUCCAUCAAUGAUUGACAGGUGUUUUCCUUUGCAUAGUACAUCAGCAAUCAGCUGGGUGGGGAAAUGGGGGGAUUUUGGGGGUCCACAACAGCAGACUGACUCCUGUGGCAUGUUGCUGCUUUUGGGCACAUUCCGAGAAUUACAGCAUGUUAUGUCACUGGGGACAGAUGACUGAAAACAGCAUAACAUACAUAAAAAACUCCAUUAAAAUGGUUAUCCCUACAGGAUAGGUCAUACCUAGCUAAGCAGUGGAUUUCCAACUACUGCAGAAAAGUGGUUGAGCAUGUUUGCUGCUCCAUUCACUGAUAAAGAUAGCCAAGUACAGUGCUCCGCUAUCUUCUGCAGCCUUAUAACAAGUGAAUGGAGCAGCGGUGAACAUGCUAAACCAUCACUAUAUGCACAGGUGGGAACAUUCUUGUGGGUCUCAUUGGUCAGACCCCAACCAGACAGGUGAUACAUUUAAACCUUGGAAGAACCCCAUUAAUGACAAAGAUGUAACCAGGGGUCAAGUCCUGGGGAAAAAAGUGUGGCAACUAACCCAAGAUUUCCACUUAAAGGGGUACUCCGCCCCUAGACAUCUUAUCCCCUAUACGAAGGAUAGGGGAUAAGAUGUCUGAUUGCGGUGGUCCCACCGCUGGGGACCCCGUGUUCCCUCUGCUGCACCCGGCAUUCGUUUAGAGCGUUGGGUGCAGAGCCGGAGGCUCGUGAUGUCACAGCCACAGCCCCUCAAUGCAAGUCUAUAGGAGGCGGCAUGAGGGCCGUCACGCCCACUCCCAUAGACUUGCAUUGAGGGGGCAUGGCCGUGACGUGACAAGCUUCUGCCCCCCUUCGCCAGUCAUUGGGCACGGAGCGAAGUUCACUCCGUGCAUCGGAUGUCUGGGGUGCCGCAGCCAAGAUCGCUGGGGUCUCCAGCGGAGGGACCCCGUGAUAAGAUGUCUAGGGGCGGAGUACCCAUUUAAGGGCUGGUCCUGCAGGACUCCUGCUAAUGGGAACUGCGUUCCUGCUGUGGAGAACUUGUUUUUCAUGUGUCAAGAUUUAUUUUUUACAGAUACAAUUUUAGGGUACAAAUAACUUUUAGUAACUCUUUUUAGGGCGUGGGGAAUGAGAAACAACUCAAUUUUACCAUUGCCUUUUUGUGAUUAAACUUUCUGCCAUUUACCAUACACUAUAAAUAAUACUUUAUUCUCUAGUCAGUAUGAUUACAGCAAUACUAAUUUUAUAUAUUUAUUUUUACUUUCCAUAAAAAAAAAUAGUUUUUUGUCACUUCAUUCUAAGAUCUUUACAAUUUUAUUUUUCCAUCAACAGGGCUGUGUGAGAGCUUAUGAGUAACUAGUAGUAUUCUUUACUAUCAUUUUGAAGUCCAUAUGACAUUUCUUUUCAUUUUUUUUCCCAAAAACAGCAAUUCUGGAUUUAUUUAUUUUUUUGCAUUUAUCAUGAGAAUGUAUUUUUUUUUUUUUUUUAUAAUUGUGGGUCUUACACUUGUCUUUUUUUUAUU
This is a messenger RNA of Hyla sarda, 4696 nucleotides long. It is a transcript of the gene HRH3, whose product is annotated as histamine receptor H3. The transcript has 3 exons. Gene Ontology annotation, biological process: adenylate cyclase-activating adrenergic receptor signaling pathway. Gene Ontology annotation, cellular component: membrane. Lineage: Eukaryota; Metazoa; Chordata; Amphibia; Anura; Hylidae. The record is from RefSeq and is a predicted model, not a curated record. Bases 305 to 1546 code for a protein of 413 amino acids. Gene Ontology annotation, molecular function: histamine receptor activity.